Molecule: messenger RNA, 987 nt
Organism: Hansenula ciferrii
Lineage: Eukaryota; Fungi; Ascomycota; Saccharomycetes; Phaffomycetales; Wickerhamomycetaceae
Gene: SWD2
Product: WD-repeat containing protein SWD2
Exons: 1
Coding region: 1-987 (328 amino acids)
Cellular component (GO): Set1C/COMPASS complex
Molecular function (GO): chromatin binding; protein binding
Source: RefSeq, a predicted model, not a curated record
AUGAGUGUCAAAUUAAAUCACGACUCAUACAUAAAACUCAAACCAUCCAAAAAAUUCGAACCAACAAAUCCAGAAACUUGUAUAACAUCAUUAGAUUUUGAUGAUUCAGGUCAAUAUUUAAUUUCUUCAUUAACAAGUGAAUCAAUAAAUCUUUAUGAUGCUUAUAGAGGUACUUAUAACAAACCAAUAUAUUCUAAGAAAUAUGGAUGUCAUUUAGCAAGAUUUACUCAUCAACAGAAAAAUUGUGUUUAUGCUUCAACAAAAGAAGAUAAUACUAUAAGAUAUCUUUCAUUAAAUGAUAAUUCUUAUAUAAGAUAUUUUAAAGGUCAUAAAGCUCUUGUGAAUUCACUUGAAGUAAGUCCAAGACAAAAUAUAUUUGCUUCUGCUUCAUUAGAUGAUACGUUCAAAAUAUGGGAUUUAAGAACUUCAACUGCUCAAUUUUCUUUACCUUCAAAACAUUCAAGUUUUGUUUCAUUUGAUCCAACAGGUGAUGUUGUUGCAAUAGCAUCACAAUCUCGUGGGAUAAUUGAUUUAAAACCAAUAGAAAUGUUACAUCAAUUACCUUGUGCUUCAUUUGAAGUACCUCAAGGUUUUAAUUUUAAUAAAGUGGAAUUUUCAAAUGAUAAUAGAUAUAUACUUGUUUGUUCAACAAAUCAAAAUCAUUUAUUAUUAGAUUCUUUUGAUGGGAAUUUAGUUUGUGAAUUAGGACCCAUUAUAUCUAUCCCAGGUAGAUCAUUCCCAGACACGGGGAAUGCUACAUUUUCACCAUGUGGGAAUUUUGUAUUUAGUGGUAAUGGUGAUGGGAAAAUUGCAGUAUGGGAUUUAACUAAAAAAUCUGAAAUUAAUGAUUCAUUACCAAAAUUUUUAACACCAAAAUUUACACUUACAGGUGAUGUUAAACCAAGGAUGUUAAGUUUUAAUCCAAAAUAUUUACAAUUAAUUACUGCAGAUUCUCAAUUAACAAUGUGGACACCAGAAUUAGAUUAA